Messenger RNA from Pelodiscus sinensis (Chinese soft-shelled turtle), 4182 nucleotides. The record is from RefSeq and is a predicted model, not a curated record. Lineage: Eukaryota; Metazoa; Chordata; Testudines; Trionychidae.
GCUUAUCUGGCUAAAAAGAAAGAGAAACCAGGAAAAGCUAGCACCAGAGACAGAAAAGAAACAGGAGAAAAGGGAAGCUGAAGAAAAAGGGGAGAUGCUAGAAAUACAAAAAGGAAAUGGGGGAGAGAGAAGCUGAAGAAAAAGUUAGCAUCAGAGAAAUUGGGGAGAGAGAAAAAAGGGGAAAGUGAGAGAAAAAAUGGGGAAAAUGGAAUAAGCAUGGCAAGGCUUAUUUGGCUAAAAAGAGAUAGAAACAGGAAAGCUAGCACCAGAGAAAUAAAAGAAAUAGGAGAAAAGGGAAGCUGAAGAAAAGGGGGAGAUACUAAAAAUACGAGAUGGAAAGGUGGGGGGGGAGAGAGAGAAGCUGAAGAAAAAGCUAACAUCAGAGAGAGAAAUUGGGGGCGGGAGGAGCGAAAGGUGGGAAAUGAAAUAAACGUGGCAGGCUUAUCUGGCUAAAAGGAGAGCUAUCACCACAGAAGGAGAGAGAAGAAAGAGAGCGAAGCUAGCACCAGACAGAGAAAAGAAACAGGAGAAAAGGGAGGAAAGAAAAACACUAGUGGCAGUGAAGAUAAGGGGAGAGGCUAAAAAUACAGGUUUGCUGGGGUUAAAGAAAGCUGCAGAGAACAGACCAUUCUCACCCAUCCUUGGUCCCUAGGAAAUGCUACUGGUUGUGAGCAGGGGCAGAUGACCAUUUUGCUGGGCCCUGGGCAGUAUAAUUCCGCGGGGCCCCCCCUUUGCCAUGGCGCAUGCGCAAGGCUUUUUGAAGCGCAGGGCCUGGGGCGGCCGCCCCGUUCACCCUGCCUUAUAUCCGCCCCUGGUUGUGAGCCUUCUCACCCACCCAGGCUGACCAAUUGGUUGAUUUGCCCAAUCAGAGAAGCAGUGUCGACACAUCUUUUGGUCUGUCCAAUCCGAAGCACCCCACAACCCGCACCGGUCUGUCCAAUCAGAAGCAGCACAUACUUUUAAACUGUCCAACCAGAAAGCUCCCUCCCCCCAGUUUAUUUUUAAUGUUCUGGAACAAGAUUCAUUCUGGCCCAAUCACCUACUGUAUGCAUUCCCUCCCUUCCCACUGAUACAGGACACUCUAGUCAGGGUCAGGUAUUUCAGGGCAAGGAUUAUCAUGAUAGCACCGAUGUGGCCCUGCCAACACUGGUUCUCCAUGCUGAGGAAACUAUCAAUAGUGGACCCGGUGCGACUACCUAUAGUCUCGAAUCUCAUCAUGCAAGAUCUAGGGCAAGGGAUUCUCUGCCAUCCGAACUUGGGAGCCCUCCUCCUUGCAGCUUGGAACCUGAAUGGCUUUCCAAGGCUGCUCUCAGGAAGUCCAAAGGGUCUUACUGGAAAGUAGAAAACCAUCUACGAGGGCCCUUUAUGAAGCUAACUGGAAAAGAUUUGCGCUGUGGACACAACAAAGGAGCAUCGACCCGGUUUCAGCCAACAUUCCCCUGAUAUUAGACUAUCUACUAUAGCUCAGACACCAGGGCCUUGCCACGUCAUCUCUCAGGGUACGUCUAGACUACAGGCUUUUGUCGACAGAUACUGUCAACAAAGCUUCUGUCGACAAAGAGCACCUAGACUACAUCCAGUUCUGUCGACAAAGCAAGCUGGCUGGCCCUAUGGAUACUGCUGAGAGAAAAAGUUCCAAGAUCUGUGCACACUGCACACAGACACCUGAUUGGAAAGGACAUGAGCAACACAUCUCAAAGAACUACAGUUACGAGGUGAGCAGUGGGAAGAUACCAUCGAACCCCUUGCCAAGAAGAAGAAGACGGAGGAUGGACCUGGGACAUUCCCAGCGGGUGACACAUCCGUGAGCAUCUACGAGACCCUGGAGGCGGAGGCCAAGGGACUUCUGAACAACAUGUACGAGAAGCUGUACAAGUUUCUGCCCGAGGGCAACAUGUGGGAUGGACUGAAAUACCUCAAGGACCGCCUCACUACCUUGAAAGAAAGCUCUUCCUUGGACCCCAUCUGCAUCGGGCUCUUAGGGAACACUGGGACCGGGAAGAGCUCCCUGCUCAACGCCAUUAUCGAGCGUCAGUUCUUCCUGCCGACGUCGGGGUACCAAGCCUGCACCUCCUGCAUGGUGCAAGUCAGCAGCGGCCGGGGCCAAAACUAUGAGGCGAAGAUUCACCUUCUUUCAGAAGAGGAGUGGCAGGAGGAGCUGAAGAAUCUGGUGGAGGUUGUAGGCAAUCCUGAUGAGAAGGACAGCGAUGUCGAUGAAGCUCGCCAAAAGCUCCGAGUCCUCUACGGGAAAGAUGCGGAGACCAGGCCUUACAAAGACCUGCUGAAGGCAGAGCCACUGAUACAGAUCCCUCCCUUGCGGUGUGUGGUCCUCGAGGAUGAACAGGUGGAAAAACUCUCUGAAAAACUGGACCCUUAUGUCCGGUCUCAAAGAGGCGAGGAGGAGCCAGGCUCGGAUGCGGAGAAAGCCCUGGAUCGACUCUGGCCGCUGGUCAAGUACGUGGAAGUGAAGAUCCCGAAGUCGGACGUGAUUCCAGAAGGCGUCGUGUUUGUGGAUAUUCCCGGGACGGGGGAUUACAACAGCAAACGGGACGACAUGUGGAAAGAGAGCAUCAAAAAAUGUUCAGUCAUCUGGGUGAUCAGCGACAUCAGACGGGUUCUGGGGGAGAAAGGCCAUGAACAGCUGCUGGCAGAGGGCAUCAAAGCAUGCCAAGGCGGGAUGUGCCAGGACCUGGCCCUGGUGGUCACACAGUCGGAUAACCUGCAUCUGAAGGAAUACUUGAAGGAAAGGAAAGUGAAAAACAAACCCAUAAGAAAUGAACACGACGCCAUUAUAGAAAGGAACACAACGGUGAAACUGGAGAAGGGCAGCAAAAUGAAGGAGAAGCUCCAGAAAACUCUGGAAAGUGAUCUGGAGCUCCUGCAGAACCCUGAUCUAGUUUACACCGUCAGCGCCAAAGAAUACUGGGAAGGGAAGUAUCUCACGAAGGAGGAGACAGAGAUCCCCAAGCUGAGAGAGCACGUCAGGACUGUCUAUCGCAAGGAGAAGAAGAAGCAGCUGGAGGGUUAUAUGUCUGAGGUUCACAGCGCUGUCCUGCUGGCCCAGAACAACUUUACCAAAGAGGCGAUGGAUCUCUACCAGCAGAGCGACCUGGAAAGCUUCGUGGAGGGCAAGAUCGAGGCUUUGGAGAAGGAGAUUGAGAAGUGUUUUGCCCAGCUGGAGCAGCCCCUUGACAAAGGCCUGGAGGAAGCAAAGAUCUCUCAUGCUGAUGUUCUCCCACAGCUCAUUUCGCGCAACACCAACCGGAACAGCAACCAAGGUUUCCACAGGACCCUGAAAGCCUUGUGCCAGAAGAACGGGGUGUACAUGUCCCCCACCUUCGGCUACCUGGACCUCAACACCGCCCUGGCUCAGCCCAUCUAUGAUGCAAUCAACCCCGUGUUUGCAGAAAUAUUCAGGAGAGACGACCCCUGCCCUGUACAGGCUGCAGGGACACCGAGCUCCCAGCGCGCCUCGCUGAGGCCGUGCCUGGACAAGUUCAGAGUCUCAGUCCAGGUGAAGAUCCAAGACAUCAGGCAGACGAGGGCUGUGACCAGUGAUAACUGGAAGAUCAAGUUCUUCAUUGAGGAGACUAACAUCAUCCUGAACACGCUGGAAAGGAAGAUCCGGAAGAGGAAGAUGGAUAUUUACUUCUCCCUGGUGCAGUCCAUCCAAAGCGACUUACGACCUCACUACGAAGUGGCAGCUAAGAUCAGGGGCACGGGAACCUUCCAGCGGAUGCAAAAUGUGCUCGUGGAGAACAUUGGGAAGGAGACGAAGGGUGGGAUGUUUGAUGACGCAAAGGAGAAGAUGCUGAUGCAGCUCCAGGAUCUGAAGGACAAGAUCAAGAUGCAGCUGCAGAUGGCCAUCUCCAUCAUGUUCAAAGUCGCCCUGUUCCACUGGGAAGAACUCGCCGAGGAGCUGCCAGACUUCAACGUGGAAUACAGAAAAAUUAAUCGGCUGCUUGAACUGCUGAAAAAAAUGUGACUUUUCAAAGGAGGCAAUGACAAUUCUCAUUAAUGAAACCUUUCUUUUAGUGAGCUUUUGUACAGACUUUUUUUCCUUUCAUUUUGUGGGGGUGUUAAUUGAGCUAUUUCAAUGUCUCUCACUGAAGUAUGAGUAAAGUGGGAAUUUAAAAUACAGUGAUUGUAGCAUUAAUUAAUUGAAGCGGGAAAUACAGAUGA